Gadus morhua (Atlantic cod) is the source of this 2342-nucleotide messenger RNA. RefSeq lists its product as uncharacterized. The record is from RefSeq and is a predicted model, not a curated record. NCBI's taxonomy places the organism in Eukaryota, Metazoa, Chordata, Actinopteri, Gadiformes, Gadidae. Bases 255 to 1178 code for a protein of 307 amino acids. The transcript has 3 exons.
AAUUCCAAUCAUGCCACCAUCUAUGCCAAGUGACAUACAACUUAAAUUGUACCACUUUGAAACAGGUUCCAACAUGAGUUGCCCGCCCCAAACAAGAGAAGGAAGGACUAUUCAAAAAUCAAGAGUUUAAUUUACGGGGAAAUAGGAAGUUAAGCAGGGUUGUAUUUAAAACCACAAACGAUCAGGUCUGCCAGAUCAGACGACGGCAGAAAGGAUUCCACACCAUUACUGAACUGUAGUCUAACAGGUCGACCAUGUUGGAAAGUCAUCAAAUGGGCUUUUUAGUCCUUCUAUCAUUCCUUCCUACUGCAUCUACUAUUGGAAUUCUCAACUCAAUCAACGACCUGAAGGACAUCCCAUUCGGCCAAUCGGUGCCCAAGCACAGCCUUGUGCUGCUCCACUGGUUUGCCAACACCAUAGAAAUAGACAACAACGAUGCGAUAGAGUUGAACUUUGACCCAAACCAUCGAGACUAUGGCGCUCAUCACUAUGUAAACUCUCCGGAAUUCCUGGAUCCGCUUCCCUUUGGCCACCAGUACUUCACACUCGGCAACAUCAACCCCUUGAUCAACAAUCAGAGAAGGUCUAUGCCCUCUUAUUUCACCAAUGACCUAAACCGUCUGUUAGGGGGUGAGGUACUGAACAGGGCUCGCAUCAUAUUCUCGUACUCGUCCCAGGACACCGUCGGUCAGGUGUUCAUCAGACAGCACUACCAUGCCAGUCAGUGUCUGCGGGGGUACGACCCAGUGCACACCUACCGGAUCAGCAUCAACCUCUUGAGGGAGCUCAGAGUCUUCUCCUUGGACCGAAGACAACACUCCGAGCUGUCAGAGAUCGGAGGCGACUUCGGGAGCAGCAUCGACUAUGACAAACUUUCUUCGUUAAGAAACACGUGGGGCCAGCUGGCCUGUGUCGGACUGCUGUUAUUCAUCGUGAUCGACCAGAGGAAUGUGCCUUGCAGACCCAACAGAGCUCGAGAACCGAAGCGUCUUCCGGAACAUAACUAUCAAGGAAGAUCAACUCCGCAAAUGUACAAUCUACAAAGCUACAACAACUACAGGCCGCCCCCUCAGCCCCGGGGGGAGGAUCAAUGCCUUACAGUGUGCCUGGCACUGGGAUUCCUAGCAGUAAUAUUAAUAAUAGCUGUAGCUGUAUAUGUACACAAAUUCAGAGAUUAAUUUGUGCAUAUUUCGAUAGCAGAUUACAAAGUGCUUGACAGGAUAGGACCAAACCAGAAUAAAGUACAGAAUAAAUGAUAAAUAAUACAGGGAGGAGUGAUGGCAGUGCUCUACAAGAACCGCCGGGACACCAGUGGGAUCCUUCACUAGAGUACUGGGCCACACUGGGGAACCUUUGAAACAUCGGUUCCACUAAACAAACGGCAUCGGGUCAGGCUCAACAAAGACAUACGUUGUUGCCUCUUUCAGGGUGUCAGACAAUACGCGAACAAUAGCUAAACAUUUUAAAACGUACGUUUUAAGCAAACACUGUAGAUCGUUACAUCCGGUAAUGUGUUGAUCCAGAUGUGUUUCAUUAAUCUUUAAAUUAGAACGAUUCAGACAGACAGGGUAAAUGUUUUGCAUUUGACAAUUACUAUUGUGUGUGUGUGUGUGUGUGUGUGUGUGUGUGUGUGUGUGUGUGUGUGUGUGUGUGUGUGUGUGUGUGUGUGUGUGUGUGUGUGUAUGUCGGUGUGUGUGCGUGUGUGUGUUUUAUGCUUAUAAGUGGGUGCUCUAAACGAUUUUCUUUUCUCUGUUCAUUUGCUCGAAAGUACACUCAGUAUGUGCCUGAAAAAAUGUAUUUUUAUCUGUAUUUCUUAGUUGGUAGGCUUAAUGCUCUCUGCAUUAAUUGGGACAAUUAAAUGAGAAUGUUCAAAUUAAAUGCAAAAACACUUUACGAUAGCUAAUUACGCGUAGGCUACUUCCUUAUUAUUAUUCUUAUUAUUAUUAAUCCGCAAUGCGAGUGAGGGCGGGCACUACCAUUACAUGUUAGUAGGUUUGUUCCAACGGGGAAUGUUACAUUUUGGUGGCGGGAUUAUUGGUGAAUACUUUAAAUAUGCAGAAUUACAGUGAGGGCUCUGAACUUGAUUAUGAUGGAAGCAUGAUUCUCAUACAUUUAUGUUUCAUAAUCUUAAAUUAAACAUUUAAAGAUGUCUGUAAUUGUUUUUUUCAGUCUGUAGGCUUACUUGAUAAAUGUGCAAGCAUUUGGCAAGUGUUAUGUUUUGAUUGCUGGAUUCAAUUUAUUUGGCAUAUAAUGCAUGUAUUUACAUCCCACUUGUUCUUCAAAAUCAGCACCCUCACUUUUGUAGUAACCUAGAACAAAAUCAAUAAAAACAUUUUUGUUUA